UUCCUUUUCAAGACUUAUCCGGGUCUGCUAGUACAUCAUCAUCAAAUUCUAAUCUAUGCAGUUCACAAAAUACCAUUGUAACUUGUUCCCCAAAUAGUUUGUGUCAGUAUCUUCUGUUUUAAAUCAUCUUCUGUGAUAGCUAGCAACUGUGUAUCAAAAAGCUCCGAGCAAGAAUUCACUCCAAAUAGCAGUAGUCAUCCAAUGUUUUCAUGUUUACCUGAACCACCUAUACCAAUAAAUGAAAUUGGUCCCAUCCCGCCACCACCUAUGUUUUCUAGCUCACCUAGUUUGACUGCAAGAUUUCAGCCAUGUAUAGCUCUACUAGAUCAAGCAAUUAGAGAAAGGCAAGAAGCUUGCAAAGCUGCUGCAUCCAUCACAUUACCAAAUUCACAGCUGGAUAGUACUUUAGGAACUGAAAUUAUUGAGGAAAUACCUGCAAAGGAACCUCAUUUAUCAGCUAUGCCUAAAAAAAGUGCAUUAAAAAAGAAGGGAACUGUAUGCAGUACUUCUACAAAAAUAUGUUUUAACUCUGUUUCAUUUGUUACUUCUAAUCCUCUUACUAUGCCAUUGACAAAUUUAAAUAGGCCUGUUACAACAUUAAAAGUUGCUAAGGUGCCUUUAGCUGGUAGUCCUCCUUUCAUUAGUCCAGAAAAUAAAGAAAAUAGGCCUCUGCCUUUUAUGCAUGUUGGUAGUGUGCUUGGUGUAUUAAAUUCAUCCAACAGCCAGUUAGAAAACUUAUUAUUCUGGAGAGAUUAUUAUGGGGAUGAUGAAAACUGUAAAUUGGUUGCAAAAAUUGCCCGCAAGGAUUAUUUAGCAAUGAAGCUUGCACAGCGCCCAGAACGGCAAGAUCUUAUUAAUAAAAACAUUAUUCACUUACAAAGUGAACAAGAACGUCAAGAAGUCUGGGAAGCAGUUGGAAAUCAACUCAUCAGGAGACUUAGUUUGAGGCCAACAGCUGAAGAAUUAGAGCAGCGAAACAUCUUAAAAAAUCAGACUCCUGAGGAGAUGAAAAAUGAAAAGGAGCAGAAAAAGAUAAUGUUAAUCAGGAAGCUGAGCUUCAGGCCUACUAUUGAGGAACUAAAAGAAAGAAAAAUUAUACGGUUUAGUGAUUAUGUAGAAGUAACACAGGCUCAGGAUUAUGAUCGAAGGGCAGACAAGCCAUGGACGCGACUAACUCCACGCGAUAAGGCUGCUAUUCGUAAAGAGCUGAAUGAAUUCAAAAGUGUAGAAAUGGAAGUUCACGCAGAAAGCAAGCAUUUUACACGGUUUCAUCGCCCAUGAAAAUUUCAUAGGAUGCUUAUGUAAUAAUUUUUGACAAUGUUCCUGCAACUCUAACGAAGUCUGCAAUGAGUUACAGAUGAAUAGAGAACUUGUAAAUUAAAAUAUAAUGCAAAAAACUUUUAUUCAUCAGACUUUGAAACAUCAUCUCAUCAUAAAAAAUAUUUGCUACUGCUGUAUAUAUUUCCACAGCGCAAUUGUGAUAGUUAUAAAGUUUGUGCCAAUAUUAUUUGUUCAAAAAACAUGCUGUUCGGGAAUGCACACUGCCAGAGAAAUGGAAACCUCUUUGCAACUGCGUAUCCGAAUGUGCAUGUCAUAUAAUUUUUUUAAAUAUGAGAUUGUUUCUAUGCAAAGCAGGAAUUAUAUACUUUUUACUUGGUUUAUGUAUGUAUUGCAUUGUUGGCAGCUUAUAUUUUAUCUGCUCCAAUUUUAGGCAUUUUUAAAAAGCUCAAAUUUUACUGAGACUGUGGAUAAAAAAUCUCAGACAUAUUUGAAUGAUAACAGAAGUUUUUUUUUUUUUUUUUUUAAUAUUUUUUGCAUCAGUUGUAUGCAAUUCGUUGUAUAUAGCUUUUUUCCCCUUUAAAGAUCUUGUCACAAAGCAUUAGAAAAGCAGUUUUUCUCUUUUUAAUGCUUAUGAAUUCCCCCUAGUCUGAAAAUACCAAGAAAUGGCAGUUUAAUUGUAUAUUAUCUCAGUAACCAAAUAUGUUAACUAUUGUUUAAUUUGACCAAUGUUAAAAGCUUAUUUUUAUUGAUUGUAUUUUGGUCACCACCUAUUUUUCUUGCAUUUAGAUGUUUGUGUCUUGUUAUUGUUUUUAUUUAUAUUUAUAGAUUUUUUGCUUCUAUUUUGUUAUUCAUUUGACUGAUAGAUAAAGCAAUUUUGUAUAUAUGCCAUGUGUUGCAUAUUCUAUGCAAAAGCAGGGACCAAAGACCUACAAAGCUUUAUAAUGCUGAGUGUAUGUCCAAAGUCCCUGAUUUCAUUUCUUUUACAUAUCCUUUUGACCAAAGGGAGCUUGAAAGUACUAAGUUUUUUUAUAUGUCAAAAUGACUACCACUUUAAUUCUGAGACAGGCAUUUUACAUAGAUAUUUUAAAUCCACUAUGAGGAGGGUAACAGGUAAUUAAAAACAUUCCUGUCAAAUUAUAUAAUAAAUAUAUAUUAUUUAUAUUCAGUAAUUUCUGAUAUUCACAUUUUGUUUAUCAGUAUAUAAAAUAUUAUAACACUGAUAAAAUGUCAUCUGAAGUAAAGAACUGUAUCAAUUCAAAAUUAAAUUCUAUUUAAAUACCACUUAUUUAUUAUGUGCAUUAUCAUAAGUGAUUAACAUUUAUAAUUAGUUAAUCUGUUAGGCAUUUUAAAAUUAAAUUAGUUGUCAGCAACAGAUAGCUACCAAAAUGUUUUUUCCUCAUUAAUGUACAAUGAAAUUCAGUAUUAAAUUUUACAAGAGAUAUCAUCAUUGCAUUUUGCAAAAUUUGGCCAUUUUAUUCAUUGCUAAAUAUAUAAAGAAUCAUUAUUUACUAUUAGUUUAUUUCUAGAAAUAUAUAUGUAUAUCAGAUUCAACAUAAUUAUUUUCAUUUUCUUAUAAGCUAAGUUUAACUUCAGAUGUGUUAGGAUAUUAAUCUACUUUACUGAAAAACAGAUGAUUAUUAGAGUAUUUAUUGGGUUUGUGCAAUACUAUUUCAUACUUUCAUGUGAAUGAAAUUUUUUAUAGUCUAUAAAUUUAUUAAUUAGUGAAAACAAACAUUUAUCAACAAAAUUAAUGAAAAAAAACUGAAUUAAGUUAUAAAAAUACUAUUGCUGUGUGUGUUCUGGCAAACAUGAACAACAAAAUAUAAUUGAAGGUGUGUUAUGAAUAAGCCCAAAUAUAUAAUGAUGCUCAAUUUUGGAUGAUAAUAAAUUAAGUAUAGAAUGUGUAAAUUUGAAAAUGGCAUAUUUUCUAUGAAUAAAAUCAUAACUGAAAUAAACAUGUUAGCUACUAUAAACAUAGCAGAUUUUGCAAGACUUUGCAGUCAGUUGCUUGAAACAUUUUAAUGAUUUUUGCAGUUCAUUUUCUAUAAUCUGCAACAGAAGCAUAAUAAAAAUUCUAUUUUUUGAAUUACAUAUGAUUUAUACUAUGAAGGGUGUUUAAAGAGAUUGCAUGAAUAUCUUAGUUGUCCUAAAAGCAGAAUCAAAUUAGGCUGGCCUUCAGGCAAGGACAGUUUGAAAUAGGUGAUAUCUUUUAGUAAACAUAUACAAAAAUUUUAUAUGGGCUUCUUAAAAAAAUGUCAACAAGAAAAAUGCUUUUACUAGCUGAUGUACAUAUACAUUUCCAUUCUCAUGCAAUUAAAAUUACUCAACAUAUCUGUUAUUUAAAUUUGGGAAAUUAUUUACACAUUGCUACAUACCUUAAAUUAUCAAGUACAAAUUUAUAAAAGAAUACCUUUUACAUGGCAUACGACAGAAACACUAACUUCAAUUUCCCAAUUGUGGAAAUAUUAAAAUACAAGUUUUAUUUUGCAAAUUUAAUUUUGUGCAACCCCUAUUUCUUUUGGGGAGAAGGGGAAGCAGCUGAAAGUGAUUCAAUCAUGCCUUUACUUUUUACCAUGUUUUCCAAAAAAGAUGUUUACUAUUCCAGGUCCAAUUAUACACAUUUCAGGCCUCUUUUUUUUUUUUUUUUUUUCCAUGUUUCUCCAAAAAGACCUUUACUAGGGUAAAUGCCAACUGACUAAUUGGAACUUUCUAUAUUCUAUGCAUUUAUAAAAAUUUAAAGCUCCAAUAUUUUUACUGAAAGAGAUUCCAUGACCAAAAUGAUUUCAUAAAUUGGUUCAUGGGUCUCAUCUUAUGUGUUCAAGAUAUUUAGUCAUGCAUUCUUUUUUAAAACACACUGUAUAUGAACUUCAAUUAUUUUUCUUUAUGCGUCUAUAUAAGAAAUUUGAAAUUCAGCCAGAUCACCUUUAGAGAUUGGUUUUCAUCAAUUAACAGUAAACUUAGAGUUUAUAUUGCUUAAAUAUUAUGAAAUAUAUAAUGUUGAAUUAAUUAUGUGAUAAAAUAUGUUUUAGAGUUGUCCAAAUUAUAGAACUGAGCAUAUAAUGUGUAUAAAAAUAGAAAAUUUUCAUUGCAUGUAUUAUUUUGACUAAAGGUAAUUUUGCAUAAUUUUUAUAAUUCACUGUAAUGCAUAUUUGCACAUUCAUAGUAAUAGUAAUGUAUAUAAGAAAGAGUAGGUGCAUCUUAUUUCUGAGAAAUACACUUAUUAGCUCAAAUUUAGGAUGUUUUCACUUAGAUAACCGUUAAAAAAGCGUGCAGUAGAUGUUAUUUAGAUAUUCUCUUGGUUUGAUUAUAAUUCUUUCAAAUUUCAGCAGUUUUUCAAACUUAAGUAAAACUCUUUUCUUAAUAGUAUCCUUGGCCUAAAAGCUUUGAUUUCGAUGUCUGAUUCAUUUUGAAGUAAUAUUGAGCAAUGUUUCAAUGCACUCUGUUUAAGUGUUAAAACUGCAAUGCAAUAACUGCUUUAUGCACUAUGUUUAUACUUUAUGCAUUGAAACAAGGCAUGCUCAUCAUAUUGAUGCCAUUACAAAUAUUAUUCAUAACUGAUCAUAAUGCCUUUUGAAGUUAUGUAGAUUAAAGUUGAGAAAAUGAAAGUUUUAAAUGUAGACCAAUUUUUAUUACCCUUGUCUUUUCCAAUUUUUUAUUACUUAUAAACCAUAGAAGAUGAAUGCUUGUUUUGUAUGCUUCAUGUAUACAGCUGCUCACACUGAUAGGCUGCUUUUCUUCAGUAAUGCAAUGAUUGUGUUUCUCUCUUGGGUACUUUUUACUAUUAUAAGAAUAUAUCAGGAUUUUCAUAAAAAAGUGCAAGAGGGUACAGAAUCGAAUAAACUGUGGAUAAGAUUCCACAUUCAUGUCGCAUAAAUCUUAGAUUUUGUAAAUAAAAUAUACUUCUUUUUAUACACACAAAUGCUAAAUUUGCUAUUUUAUAAUUUCAUUUUAUUUCAUAAUAUAAUUUUAGAAUUAUGUAAUCGUUAUUUAUCAUCAUGAAGUGCUUUGUUUUAUAAUGUAACGAGGGAGAAAAAAAGUGUGUUAUUCAGAAUUUAUGAACACUAGCUUCUUUAUAAAUAAAUACAGAUUUUUAUUACUU
Molecule: messenger RNA, 5380 nt
Organism: Stegodyphus dumicola
Lineage: Eukaryota; Metazoa; Arthropoda; Arachnida; Araneae; Eresidae
Product: phosphatase and actin regulator 2-like
Biological process (GO): actin cytoskeleton organization
Molecular function (GO): actin binding
Source: RefSeq, a predicted model, not a curated record